This is a messenger RNA of Colletotrichum orchidophilum, 1035 nucleotides long. Its product is annotated as tat pathway signal sequence. The transcript has 2 exons. Gene Ontology annotation, molecular function: 1-alkyl-2-acetylglycerophosphocholine esterase activity. The coding region runs from base 1 to 1035 and encodes 344 amino acids. The record is from RefSeq and is a predicted model, not a curated record. Lineage: Eukaryota; Fungi; Ascomycota; Sordariomycetes; Glomerellales; Glomerellaceae.
AUGUUGUUCUUACUCUUUUCCACGUUUGCUUCAGCGGCCGCAGCGGCCGCAGCGGUCGUCAUCCCCGGCCCUCCUGGCCCGUACCCGGUCGCCUUGCGGGUGAGAGCCUUUGAAGACGCGGCGCGGUGGGAUCCCCACGCCCCUCAAGACCAGCCCGAAAAACGAAGGGUCUUGGUCUCCGUCCACGUACCCGUGAAGAAGGAAGCCAACUGCUCUGUUGAGACGGUUCCCUACGUACCACCGACCACGGAAGUUGUGUUCGGCCAAGCGGCCGCAGCUUUGGGGCUGCCGGACACUAUCGUCUCUGGAAUGGAGCUCGAGUUCUGCGGUAUCGCGGCAGCUUGCGGCGGGCCCGACAGGAGUGUCAAGUAUCCUCUUGUUCUUUUUUCCCACGGUCGAGGCGGUUCCAGACUUGCACACGGCGUGCUGGCGCGGUCUCUUGCCAGUUUUGGGUAUAUUGUCGUUACGCUGGACCAUACGUACGAUGCCGCCGUCGUCGAGUUCCCGGAUGGAAGGGUUCGUUAUGCAGAGAACACGACUAAUAGAAACACGACCUACGUUGAGAGCCUUCUCGAGAGUCGACAAAAAGAUGUCUCCUUCAUAAUCGACCAGCUUCUAGACACCUCGGUAGCCACCCCACUACUUUCCGGAACCCAGGCCAUCAUCGACUGGAAGAAGAUCUUCGUCGCUGGUCAUUCACUCGGAGGCGCUACAGUGGCUGCAUCACUUUACGCCGAUGACCGCGUUCUCGGUGGUCUCAACUUUGACGGGUUGAUCAUCGGGCCAGUCCAAACUGAAGGCACCGACAAGCCACUGGUACUGGUCGGCACGCCGGCGACAUUUGACUACAUGAUUGGUUGGAAUGAGACCUGGUCCAAUCUCCGCGGCCCAUCGCUGAUGUUGAUCAUAAACGGAACGACCCACCAGUCUUUCAUUGACGCUCCUCAGCUCCCGGCCGUAAAGGCCUUGCCCGCAGAGUAUGGCGAUCUCGUCAAGCAGAUCUUGGGCACGAUCGAUAGUGACACACUGGCUUAG